AUGGCUGACGCUCCUGCCCCCGCUCGCGGCGGAUUCGGUUCUCGUGGAGACCGCGGUGGUGACCGCGGACGUGGUCGCGGACGUGGCCGUGGCCGCCGUGGCGGAAAGUCUGAAGAGAAGGAAUGGCAGCCCGUCACCAAGCUCGGCCGUCUCGUAAAGGCUGGCAAGAUCAAGAGCAUGGAGGAGAUCUACCUCCACUCUCUCCCCAUCAAGGAGUACCAGGUCGUUGACUUCUUCCUUCCCAAGCUCAAGGACGAGGUCAUGAAGAUCAAGCCCGUCCAGAAGCAGACCCGUGCCGGUCAGCGUACCCGCUUCAAGGCUAUCGUCGUCAUCGGUGACUCUGAGGGUCACGUUGGUCUCGGUAUCAAGACCUCCAAGGAAGUCGCGACCGCCAUCCGCGCCGCUAUCAUCAUCGCCAAGCUCUCUGUCGUCCCCAUCCGAAGAGGUUACUGGGGUACCAACCUCGGUGAGCCUCACUCGCUCCCCACCAAGGAGAGCGGAAAGUGCGGUUCCGUCACUGUCCGUCUCAUCCCCGCUCCCCGCGGUACCGGCCUCGUCGCCUCCCCCGCCGUCAAGCGUCUCUUGCAAUUGGCUGGUGUCCAAGAUAUCUACACUGCCUCUUCCGGUUCAACCAAGACUCUUGAGAACACCCUGAAGGCUACCUUCGUUGCCGUCGCCCACACCUACGGCUUCCUUACUCCCAACCUGUGGAAAGAGAACGCUCUCCGCCCCUCACCACUUGAGGAGUACAGCGACAUUCUCCGUGAGGGAAAGAGGUACUAG
Molecule: messenger RNA, 783 nt
Organism: Bipolaris oryzae ATCC 44560
Lineage: Eukaryota; Fungi; Ascomycota; Dothideomycetes; Pleosporales; Pleosporaceae
Exons: 3
Coding region: 1-783 (260 amino acids)
Biological process (GO): translation
Cellular component (GO): ribosome; cytosolic small ribosomal subunit
Molecular function (GO): RNA binding; structural constituent of ribosome
Source: RefSeq, a predicted model, not a curated record